Molecule: messenger RNA, 951 nt
Organism: Baudoinia panamericana UAMH 10762
Lineage: Eukaryota; Fungi; Ascomycota; Dothideomycetes; Mycosphaerellales; Teratosphaeriaceae
Exons: 2
Coding region: 1-951 (316 amino acids)
Biological process (GO): fungal-type cell wall organization
Cellular component (GO): plasma membrane; cell cortex of cell tip
Source: RefSeq, a predicted model, not a curated record
AUGCGGUUCGGUGUAUGCUGGCGACUAGUACUUGCUAUUGUUCUCCUAAUCCUAGCACCUAUAGCGCUGCUGCUCUCGGUGUAUAGUAGUAGUCUUCAGCAUAGCGCUCAGGACUACUCAUUAUUUACCGUUAACACCUCUCGGAUUGGCUCCCACCUAUACACAGAGCUCUCUACUACGCUGAAAAAUUGUCCUCCUCGCUCAAAGAAAGUCUAUAUUCCAGGAGCUGGCGCUAUCGCUUCUGUUAUCACAACUGGUGCUAGCCAGAUACUCUGCAGCCUUCGUAAUGAGGUCGAGACUGUAGUUGCAGACAUCGAACAGAAUGUGCACGGAUCAUUCGCACAAGCUUUCCGACUCCACGACUUUUAUAGCUUCCAUCUCUUAAGCGUUUGCUACGGAUACUACACGCCAAGUGCUAUCUCCAACGCCACUUACCCGAGCCCUGGAUAUAACGUUACUGGCUGUUCUAAUCUGUCCGAUAAGCUCGAUAUACAACCAGGGUAUAUGCUUCGUCAAGACAUCGCGUAUAGCGAUGUAGCAAAGAUUGUGAAUCUGACUUCGCUUGAUUGGCCACCUAAGCUGGACGAGCAGAUGAAAACUCUUCAGUCGACCUUCUUAGCGCUCCUUUGGCUCGACAUAAUCGCUGCAGGAGUUACAUGCUGUUAUCUCUGCACUGUGGUUACAGUGAUCUUUACCUACAAGAAUACGAUCGCCGCUUUGGCAGUAUGGCUUGGCAUACCAACUUCACUACUGACUAUUAGUCUGGGAAGCCUCGCUACAUACAUGCGACACAAAGCUGUUGCAGUGGUUACUGAACUUGGAGCACCGGUCGGGGUUGCCGCGGGCGGUGGCUGGGCAUUCAUCGGGCUUCUAUGGGCGGCUUUCUCGGCGGAAUCAUUGGGCACGGUCCUCUUGUGGUUAGCACAGCGGACUACGUCAAAGUGUGAUUAA